This is a messenger RNA of Biomphalaria glabrata, 2667 nucleotides long. RefSeq names its product farnesyl pyrophosphate synthase-like. Gene Ontology annotation, cellular component: cytoplasm. Gene Ontology annotation, biological process: trans, trans-farnesyl diphosphate biosynthetic process. The record is from RefSeq and is a predicted model, not a curated record. The transcript is spliced from 9 exons. Bases 105 to 1172 code for a protein of 355 amino acids. NCBI's taxonomy places the organism in Eukaryota, Metazoa, Mollusca, Gastropoda, Planorbidae. Gene Ontology annotation, molecular function: dimethylallyltranstransferase activity; (2E,6E)-farnesyl diphosphate synthase activity.
UAUUGAGAAUCGGAUUGGUUAUUUUUUCUCGACUCAUUCACCGGCUUGUGUUGUGUUGUCUUCAAAGUAUACUGUCACUAACUUAGCACAGAAGUGUAGUAAGGAUGGACUCAUGCAAUACAGAAUCUAAGAAAAUGAAAGUAUCAACAGAACUAUCUGAGUUUGAUGCUAUAUUUGAGGAACUAGUGGAGAAUCUCACAAAGGAAGGUCUACAAGACAAGGAAAUUAAAGAUGCUUUCACUUGGUUCAAAGAGGUUCUUAUCUAUAAUGUUCCUCAUGGCAAGAAAAACCGAGGUAUUUCCGUGGUGACUUCUUUCAAGCAUUUAGUUCCUGAUGCCUCAGAGGACGACAUAAAGAUUGCUCGAGUGAUGGGAUGGUGUGUUGAGUUGUUGCAAGGUUUCUUCUUGGUUGCUGAUGACAUAAUGGACAACUCCUUGACACGCAGAGGUCAACCCUGUUGGUAUAAGAAGGAAGGUGUUGGCAUGAUUGCAAUCAAUGACAGUUACUUCUUGGAGAGCUGUAUAUACAAGUUAAUCAAACGCUACGCUGCAAGCAAGCCAUACUAUGUUCAUUUAUUAGAACUUUUUUUAGAGACCACUCUCCAGACUGUUAUUGGUCAGUGUAUGGACCUAAUCACUGUCCCUGUGGAAGGCAAGCUGGACUUGUCUAAGUUUGACAUGGAAAGAUACAGUACUAUAGUCAAAUGGAAAACUGCCUUUUACUCAUUCUAUCUCCCUGUUGCUAUUGCUAUGUACAUGUCUGGUAUAACGGAUGAAGUAGUUCUUGCUAAAGCCAAGGAAAUUUUACUAGAAAUGGGACAUUUCUUUCAAGUACAGGAUGAUUAUUUGGAUUGCUAUGGAGACCCAGAAGUCAUUGGCAAGAUAGGCACUGAUAUACAGGACUGUAAGUGUGGCUGGCUUGUCGUCCGAGCCUUAGAGGUAGCUAGCGAAGAGCAGAAGGACAAAUUAAAGGAGUACUAUGGAAAGUGGGACGAUGAAGCUGUGCAGAAAGUGAAAAACAUUUACAAAGAGUUGAAAGUUGAAAGCUUGUAUCUUCAGUUUGAGGAGGAGAGCUACACCAAGAUCACCCACAUGAUCAACACGCUCGAUGUCAAACUACCAAAGAGCAUAUUCCACGACUUUGUGAACAAAAUCUAUAAGAGACAAAAAUAACUGUUCUCAUUUAGUCUCAACUAGUAAGGGUAGAUAAAUAAAUAUAUUGGUGCAUAUUUUUUGAAGGUAUGUCCAUAAUCUUGUAUAAAAAGUGGACAUGCAAGGUUGGAUCGCAGAAGAACCACAUAUCACUGUGGCUGAUGAACACCAUACUAUUGCAUAUGACUCAAACGUUGAACUCAUUCUAUUCAUAACCAGCAUUUUUAGUUGUAUAGCAAAUAACAAUUCUUAUGUAUUAGAAGAGAGGCAAAAAUACUGAAUUUAAAAACAAAAAGGUGGGGGGGGGGUUACAUAAUCUGAAAUAUAUAGCGACUAUUGCAGUCAUUUGGAUUUGUUAUGACUGUGUCAUUAUGGUGUUUACAUUGACAGACUUAGUCUUGUCCUAAUCAGAUCUGUUAGCAGGUAAUAUCAUUCAUUUCUAUCAUUAACUGAUGCUUCGUCUGUUCGUUGAUUUUUAAAGCUGGAGGGUUAUCUUGAUUAAAAUAUUGUUCGAAUGCACUGUACCUUUUUCUUCCUAUCUGCUAUGCCCAAGCUUCAAGGAACAUGGGAGCCUUGUCCAGAUCUUGGAGGCUUAGACAUAGUGGUGCUGAAAGCAGAACAUUUUUAGGAAGAAUGAAUUGUGGUAAACACAGCCAAGAAAUAAUAGAUUUUGUAUCUGCUCUUUUUUUCUUUUUAGUUUUUAAACUUGUAACAAUUCAAUAUUUUUUUUUAUUCUGCAUUUUAUGUAGGUGUGUUUUACACUGGUUUUAAGUGUAUUUCUUUUCACUGCCGCAGUACAAACUAUAUUAUUGUUUAAUUUCUAUAAUUGUCAAAGUGAUUGAGUGAAUUUGUUGAAAUUUUAACUUGUUACAACUAAACAUUGUACAUUAAAUAAAUGGAUGUAUUAUUUUUUAAAUGUCCAUCUCUGCAUGUUUGUGAAAGAUCUAAAUAGUGUUGACUGUAAUAGUGUCAAAAAAAAUCUAAGUGUUGAAUCCAAUUUGAACUACAAGUCGGCUGGGGUCGGUGGGGGAAGGAAAUGACUUUGGCUUAGGUCCCUUGCUCAUCACAUGGUUUUUUACCAUACAACCAAAAAAAAAACAACUGAAUGAGAUUUUGCUGUGAGGUAGAUUUUACAUUGGACAAUUUGUUUUAUUUAUUUCAUUUCGAAUGGCUAAUAACUGCUUUGUUGUGAUUGGUUCAUCUCUUGUGGCCAUAAGAUGAUUAUAAUUUAAUUAUAGUGUGAAGCAUACAAUUGGUCAAGUAGGUCGCUGAUUACUGCCACCCUACUUCACUCCUUCAGCCUUACUUUUUUUUUUUCGCUGAAGAGUGAAAGCCGUGUAAUGCACGAGGGACCUUAGUCUUUUAUCUUUUUAUUUUUAUUUUCUGUUUUCUUUAUAAUUGAGGAAUGUCUAGUCUGUAUUUAUUAUCAGCGAAGAGAUUUGCAAAUGUAAUUGUUUAUGUUGAUUUUUUUUUUUUUUUGUGAACUCCAAAUAAAUUUUGUAAUCAUUUUUAUAUA